This is a messenger RNA of Paramecium tetraurelia, 1644 nucleotides long. RefSeq lists its product as uncharacterized. The record is from RefSeq and is a predicted model, not a curated record. NCBI's taxonomy places the organism in Eukaryota, Ciliophora, Oligohymenophorea, Peniculida, Parameciidae. The transcript is spliced from 4 exons.
AUGAAUUUUAUUUUUUACUUCUAUUUAUUACAAAAUGUGUUAAAUACUUAAAUUAAAAGGCCUUAAGUAUCUAUAUUGAAUGAAACUCUAACACCAAGCAAUUAUAACUUAGAAUCUUAAAAAGAGAUUGAAAUUCUAUAUGGAAAUAUUCUUGACAUGUUUUCAAUAAAUUUACAUAAAAGAAUAAGUGGGAAAGUUAAUAAUGUUAAUUUUUCUUUGGGGGAAUUUGAAAAAGUUGAUCCUUCUAAAAUUGAAGAUUGCAAAAUUAUUCAAAGAGAUGUAGAAAUAAGAAGGAAAUUAAAACUUUGGAUCGACAAAACAGGGAUCACAGAAGGAGUCUAUAUCACAGAUAUUGCAAUUUCUGAAUAAUAUAGCUAAGCUUUCAUAGUUAGGAAUGAUUUCAAAUUAUUUCAAUUGAAUUUUAAUUCAUCGGCAUAUGGAAUUUAUUUAAGAACAUUUGAUUAUUCUUUCUACGAUAUUUUGAAUCUUAACGAGAUCGAAUUGGAUGAUACUCCUUAAUUAAUAAUUGAUGAUCAAUCUAAUAAAGCCUACAUUUUCACUCAAAGUGGAGGUGUUAGUUUUCAAUUUGAUUUUGAGGCUCAGAAAGAAAUUUAAAUUAAUUUAGAAGAUCAAAUUUAAUAAAGGCAUAAAAUAUUUUGUGUUCAUUACAAUGAGAAACAUCGUUUAGUAUUUGUAGCAACAGGUCAUUAAGGAGUUGAUGUUUAUAAAUUAUCAAAUGGAACUAUAAUGUUAAAGCCUAGUAUAAAUUCCUUAUUUUUAAACUACGCCUAAAUAAUAGAUAUAAAAAGUGAUGGUGGAGAUAACUUAUAUAUCCUAGAUAGAGAAUAAGGAUUAAUAUUUUGUUUAAUAAUAGAUGAGUAUGAAUAUGAAUAUCAAUUUCUAAUUAAUAUCCCUGAUGCUAAAAGUUUUGAUUUUAACAACAAUACAUUUUUUGUAGUUGCAAAAACAAGUAACAAACAAGAUUACGCUUUGGAGAUUUUAGUUAAUUUAUAAGCCAAGCAAUAUUACAUCAACAAUCAUUAUUUUGAUGAUAUGAUUAUAAAUGAGGUUAGCGUUUUAAAUUAUUAUGCUAUUCUAAUAGGACAAAAUGAUCAUAAAAUUGUAUAGCAUUCAAUAUACUCAGGUUUCAUUGAAUCAAAGGUUAUCUCUCAUAAAUCCUUUUACGAACCCCAGUUAAUCAAAACAAAGAAAUUCAAAUAAAAUAAUUUAGAUUUUUCCAAUUUAUAAAGUGUAGCUGUUAUUGGAAGAUAGGAAUUUUAAAUUUUAAAUUUAAUUAUAAGUGUUCCAAGUAUAAAAUGCCAAAAGAGUGAAAAAUUGCAGAGUUAAUUCCUUGUCGAUAUUAGUUCGACAAGAUGUACACAUGAUCAAAUAGAAACAACAACUUAGGGAUAGUUAACAUUGUGUAAGAUUUAACAUUCAUUUACAAUAUAAAAUUAAGUUUUAGGAUAGUCAGAAGUGAAGAAUGUUUUGAAUAUAAUAAUCUGUUGGUUUAUUGCGUUAAUUUUCUACUUGAGAUACUUUGAAAGGAGAAGACAAUUUACUGGUUUAAAAAUGGGGCAUAAUUUCAACUAGAUAGAUGGCAUUGAUUUAGAGAUGGUCGAAUAAAAUCAGUUAAUAUCAUGA